Molecule: messenger RNA, 800 nt
Organism: Microplitis demolitor
Lineage: Eukaryota; Metazoa; Arthropoda; Insecta; Hymenoptera; Braconidae
Gene: e(y)2
Product: transcription and mRNA export factor ENY2
Exons: 2
Coding region: 279-557 (92 amino acids)
Biological process (GO): poly(A)+ mRNA export from nucleus; regulation of transcription by RNA polymerase II; positive regulation of DNA-templated transcription
Cellular component (GO): nuclear pore; DUBm complex; SAGA complex
Molecular function (GO): transcription coactivator activity; chromatin binding
Source: RefSeq, a predicted model, not a curated record
ACGUGUAAACAUAAAUAAAAAAAUAUAACAGAGUGUUUUCUAACUCCGCUCAUAUAAUUUUUUAAUUUUUAAAAAUUCAAAUAAUAACAAACAAUUAUAAUUUUUACCUUUACAGUUUAUUUAUUUAAUAAACUCAAGUAAUUUUUAUCAUCUGUCGUGUUGAUGCUGAACUUAAAAUCACUUCUAAUUUAAAAAUAUAUAUAAAAAUAAUAAGAAAGAAAAGUUAUUGUGAAUUUGAGAAAAAAUUAUUUAAAUAAAUUUUUAAAAUAAUUGAAAUAAUGAAGACUGCACCUCAUCAGCGAUUAGUAAUGGUUGGAGAUCGUGACGGGUUGAAAGAACUCUUAAGACGUCGUCUUGUUGAAUGCGGAUGGCGGGAUCAAGUUAAAAUAAUUUGCAAAGAAUUGAUAAAAGAAAAAGGGCAUGACAUCACGUAUGACAACAUGCUGACAACAGUAACGAGCAGAGCACGCAGUCUUGUACCUGAUUCUGUAAAAAAAGAACUGUUGCAAAAAAUAAAAAGUCAACUGUUGGCACAAGAAGAGAAAUUAAAAAUUUAAUAAUUAUAAUAAUCAGUUAAUUAAUAUUAAUUCUUAUUAAAUAUUUUGUGAUAAGUAAUUUAUUUUAUAACUAUAAUUACUUCAUCAAAAUAAUAUUACAUUCAUGUACAUUUAUUAAUUAUGAUAUCAAUGCAAUUACUUCAGUUAUGUCUCAACAAUAAUUAAAUAAUUAAUUUUUUUUUAUUAAAUACACUUACAAUUAAUACUCUGCCGAUCUAUAAGUGACUGUAAAUAAUUAUAUUG